AUGGUUUGCUAUUCACUUGACCCAGAAAACCCCACAAAAUCAUGAAGAGGUUCAAACCUUCAUGUUCACUUUAAGAACACCCGUGAAAAUUCCCAGGCCAUUCAGGGUAUGCAGAGCAGAAAAGCCACCAAGUAUCUGAAGGAUGUCACUUUCAAGAGGCAAUGUGUGCCAUUCCUUUGUUACGGUGGUCGAGUGGGUAGGUGUGCCCAGGCCAAACAGUGGGGCUGGACGCAGGGUCGGGGACCCAAAAAGAUUCCUGAAUUUUUACUGCACAUGCUCAAAGGUGUAGAGAGUCAUGCUGAACUUAAGGGCUUAGUUGUAGAUUCUCUGGUCAUUGAGCGUACCCAGGUGAGCAAAAUCCCCAAGAUGCGGCACAGGACUUACAGAGCUCGUGGUCAGAUCAACCCAUACCCGAGCUCUCCCUGCUACAUUGAGAUGAUCCCUACUGAAAAAGAACAGAUUGUUCCUAAAUCAGAAGAGGAGGUUGCCCAGAAGAAACCAAAGAAACAAAAAACUUAUGGCCUAGGAAAGCAUGAUCGGGGGCACGAGAAAGGGGCUCGGUGGCAGAAACUGGGGAGGCCAAGAGGAGUUUCCCUUGCGCAGAGGGUGCGGAGGCGGGGGUCCCCGCUGCUGAAGCCGGGAGGGAGGGGCGCGCAGCCGAGCUCCAGACCCACCCUCCGUCGCCCCCGGAGCCGGCGCUGUGAAUUCACCGCGCGGCCAGAAGCCCCCGGGGAGCGAGAAGCUCGGGCACUGUCGCUCCGGCCUUCCGGAGGGCCACAGCGCCGGGCCUCAGAGAGGAGCAGAACUUCGAACUACGCACAUUUUUGGUCAACGGGAUCGUCUCCCUCGCCUUGGCUUCCCGCCUGUUGA
Molecule: messenger RNA, 870 nt
Organism: Kogia breviceps (pygmy sperm whale)
Lineage: Eukaryota; Metazoa; Chordata; Mammalia; Artiodactyla; Physeteridae
Source: RefSeq, a predicted model, not a curated record